This is a messenger RNA of Pararge aegeria (speckled wood butterfly), 1697 nucleotides long. Its product is annotated as U3 small nucleolar RNA-associated protein 15 homolog. The transcript is spliced from 4 exons. The record is from RefSeq and is a predicted model, not a curated record. Bases 108 to 1679 code for a protein of 523 amino acids. NCBI's taxonomy places the organism in Eukaryota, Metazoa, Arthropoda, Insecta, Lepidoptera, Nymphalidae. Gene Ontology annotation, cellular component: nucleolus. Gene Ontology annotation, molecular function: protein binding. Gene Ontology annotation, biological process: positive regulation of transcription by RNA polymerase I; rRNA processing.
UGUGUCGGCUGUCAAUUUUAAAAACAAUGUGAUUGAGCGAGCGGCAUGUUUUCAUAAAUAUAAAAUAAUUACAGCUUGUGAGAAAAAGAAUAUUGUUUAAAGAAAAGAUGGCUCACGUAUCCUAUCCCUUCAAAAAAAUUAACAAAGCGGUUUACAAAAAACCUGGUUCUAAUUUAACACAGGACGUUGUUUACUGGAAAAAAUUAGGGCUGCCGGUAUUGGUAAAAGAAUUCGGUGCAAUCGACUAUGUGGAUUUUAGUCCCAUAGAACCAUAUUACUUUGCUGCCACUUGCUCUGUCAGAAUACAGAUUUACGAUCCUAUAACUAAAGUAGUGGCAAAGAAUAUUGCAAAAUUUCGUGAAGCAGCCUAUGGUGGUGUGUUCAGAAAUGAUGGAAGGCUAUUAGUUGCUGGCAGUGAGGAAGCUUCCAUAAAAAUAUUUGAUGUCCAGUCUAAAAAUGUUCUACGAGUAUUUACUGGUCAUACUGGCCCUGUACACAGAACAUAUUUCACAAAAGACCAAGUCAAAAUCCUCAGUUUUUCAGAUGAUAAGUCUGUUUGUUUAUGGGAUAUUGCCACAGAAGAAAAAAUUACUACAUUUGCUGAACAUACAGAUUACAUAAGAGCUGGUGCUCCUAGUCCAAUAUCACCUGAUAUUAUUCUAUCUGGUAGUUAUGAUCAUACAGUAAAGCUGUAUGAUUGUAGGUCCAAUGAAACAGUGUUGACUGUUAACCAUGGCAGCCCUGUAGAGUCCACACUAUUCCUGCCAUCUGGAGGUAUUUUCAUAAGUGCAGGAGGCACAGAAAUUAAAAUAUGGGACAUAUUUAAUGGGGGAAAGUUACUGGCAAACAUUUCCCAGCAUCAUAAAACUGUAACUACAUUAAGACUUGCUAGUAAUAAUAGUAGACUCAUGUCAGCAUCGCUGGAUAGACAUGUAAAGAUAUAUGAUUUGGCAACCUUCAAAGUAGUACAUAAUAUAGAUUUUCCUAAUGCUGUUCUUAGUAUGGCUAUAUCAGAGAAUGAUGAUGUAUUAGCAGUGGGGAUGAUAGAUGGAGUUAUUUCAAUAAGGAAAAGAGAACAGCCUUCAAAGUUGAUGGAUGAAAGAAGGGGACUAUUCAAAUUUGCGCCAGAUCAUACACAGACAUCCUCAGUGGAUGUUGUUAUAACAAAGCAAAAGGGACACACAGGACCACAAUGUGAUAAAUUCUUAAGGAAAAUGGAAUUCACGAAAGCCUUAAAUGAAGUUCUUAAAACAUAUGUAGCUACAAAGUUUCCUGAGAAAACAGCUGCAUUAAUACAAGAAUUACUGAGGAGAAAAGUUUUACAUUUUGCCAUUAGUGGUUUGUCAGAGAAAGAUAUAGGUGCAUUGUUGAAGUACUUCAAAAGGAAUCUUGGUGAGACAAGAUUUACGAGAAUUGUGAUUGAUGCAGCAAACGUAUUUGUAGAUGUAUUUGAAAAUCAUAUAAAUACAUUUUCUGAGCAUAAUUUGUGGCUAUACACAUCAUUGCAGGAGGAUAUUAAAGAUGAAAUUGAAGUUUGUAAGAGGGUCAGUGAAUUAGAAGGUGCAAUAGGCAUGCUAUUUUCAGGUGCCCAAGUUAGUACAAGUUAUGACCCCCUUGAUUUGCAUGAUAAUUUAGCACCUUCAUCAAAAGCACAGAAGGAAAUUAUUAUUGAUGUAUGAAUAAAAUGUAAAUUGAAA